AUGGCUGGUAUAAUGCGUGCUGUCGCCCAGUUGGGUCAGGCAUUGAAUGUUUCGGUCAUCGACCUACCUAUUCCGACCAUCCAGAAUGCAACGGACGUCAUCGUCCGCCUGAACGCCACAGCGAUUUGCGGCAGCGACCUCCACAGUUACCACGUUCAGUCUGGAUCACAGGAUCAGCCAUUCCUGUACGGUCACGAAGCCAUUGGCUAUGUGACUGAGGUUGGCGAUGCGGUACAGUUCUUGAAUGUCGGCGACUAUGUUGUCAUUCCGGACAACCUCGACAACGGUCGCUAUACUUUUGAGCCGGACACCUAUGUCGUGCCCUUGGGCUUCGGUGGUCUUCAGGGAGGAGGCCCGCUCCCCGGUCUGCAGACCGAAUACGCUAGGAUUCCUUUUGCCGAUAACUCUUUGAUUCCCGUGCCCGUCAACGAAACUACCACUUUCGAAACGCUGCUCGACUACCUCUUCGUUUCCGGCAUUUUCUCCACUGCUUGGUCUGGUGUAACCUUCUCUGGGUUCAAACCAGGAGACACUGUUGCUAGCUUCGGUGCUGGCCCAGUUGGUCUACUUGCUGCUUACUCUGCUGUUCUUCGUGGCGCUUCUCGUGUCUACUCCGUCGAUCAUGUGCAGAAUCGUCUAGACCUCGCUGCCUCCAUCGGUGCCAUUCCCAUCAACUACCACGAAAGGAACCCUGUCCAGCAGAUCUUGGAAAGGGAGCCGAAUGGCGUGAGGCGAAGCGUUGAGGCCGUCGGCUUCGAGGCGGAAGCCGUCAAUGGUACCAUCGAUUCAUCCCUCACUUUGCGCGAGAUGGUCAACGUUACGGCUCCUGGCGGCGGAAUGGGCAUUGUCGGUCUCUUCAACUCUACUUUGACGGAUUUCAACAUUGGCCAGGCAUACGAGAAGACAAUAUCGGCCAACGGCGGCAUCGUUCUUCCUCUACAGGUUGUGUCGGAAUUGGUGCCUUUGAUUACCUCUGGUCGGGCGCACCCAAGCUUCAUUAUCAGCAGCAUCAUAGACAUCGAGGAGGCUCCUGAAUACUAUGCUCGCUUCAACCGACGCGAGGAGAGCAAGGUUGUGAUCAGGCUCUAA
Messenger RNA from Coniosporium apollinis CBS 100218, 1089 nucleotides. RefSeq lists its product as uncharacterized. NCBI's taxonomy places the organism in Eukaryota, Fungi, Ascomycota, Dothideomycetes. The coding region runs from base 1 to 1089 and encodes 362 amino acids. Gene Ontology annotation, molecular function: oxidoreductase activity; zinc ion binding. The transcript has 2 exons. The record is from RefSeq and is a predicted model, not a curated record.